Messenger RNA from Mesitornis unicolor (brown roatelo), 1722 nucleotides. It is a transcript of the gene TRIM50, whose product is annotated as tripartite motif containing 50. Gene Ontology annotation, molecular function: protein binding; zinc ion binding. The record is from RefSeq and is a predicted model, not a curated record. NCBI's taxonomy places the organism in Eukaryota, Metazoa, Chordata, Aves, Mesitornithiformes, Mesitornithidae. The transcript is spliced from 6 exons.
AUGGCUCGGAGGAUGAGCAUCAAUGAGCUGGAGGACCAGCUCCUCUGUCCCAUCUGCUUGGAGGUCUUCAAGGAGCCCCUGAUGCUGCAGUGUGGGCAUUCGUACUGCAAGUCCUGCGUGGUGUCACUCUCUGGAGAGCCGGGUGGGCAGUUCCUGUGCCCCGUGUGCCGCCAAACCGUGGACUGCAGCGCCUCGCCGCCCAACGUCACGCUGGCCCGUGUCAUCGAGGCACUGCAGAGCUGGGGCGAGGCAGAGCCCAUGCCACAUUCCUGCCCAAUGCACCACAACCCCCUCAGCCUCUUCUGUGAAGUCGACCAAGAGGUGAUCUGCGGGCUGUGUGGCACCAUCGGCAACCACCGCCAGCACAAGAUUACCCCCAUCUCGACCGCAUACUGCCGGAUGAAGGAGGAGCUGUCUGUGCUGCUGACUGAUGUCCACCAGUACAAGAGGAACCUGGAUGAACACUUCAGCAAGCUCAUUAACAACAAAAGCCGCAUCACAAACGAGGCGGAUGUCUUCAAGUGGGUGAUCCGUAAGGAGUUCCAGGAGCUGCACAGGUACAUCGACGAGGAGAAGGCCACCUUCCUGGAGAGCAUCGAGGGGAAGGCGGCCCAGUUCAUCACCUCCAUCGAGUCCCAGGUCAAGCAGACAUCAGAUGCCCUGCAGAGGCUGAAGGAGAUGCAGAGCUCUCUAGAGACACUCAGCAAUGAAAGUCAGAUUGAUUUCAUCCGGAAAUACAGCUCCUCCCAGUUCAGGUCAGAGCUCGCCGGUCUGCACCCUGGUGAUGGCGUCUUUAGCCCCGUAUCCUUCAAGCCAUGUUUCCACCAAGACGACAUCAAGAUGACUGUGUGGAAGCGCCUGCACCGCCGUGUCCUGCCAGGUACAGCCCUGCCCUGCUGGCUGGGGAAGCAGGACAGACAGACUGCCCAGCGCCGUGCUGCUCUGGCCUCUGUCUUGCUCUCUGCCUGUGUGCUCCUCACCCCGGGAGACCUCCUGGAGCAGAGGCUGGCCACUCCUCAUGCUUGCUCUGCUCAAGUUGAGCUGUGUGAGCUUGUGCCGGGCUGAGCCAGGGUCCGCCAGACUCCUGCUUGGAGCCUGCCUGCUUUCCUUCUAGCUCCAGAGACACUGAAGCUGGACCCAGUGACAGCACAUCCCCUCCUGGAGCUCUUCAAGGGUGACACGAUGGUGCAGUGUGGGCUGUACCAGCGGCGGGACAGCAACCCAAAGCGUUUCGACUCCAGCAACUGCAUCCUUACCUGCAAGGGCUUCUCCUGUGGCCAGCACUACUGGGAGGUGAUUGUGGGCACCAGGAACCACUGGCGUGUGGGCGUUAUCAAGGGGACGGUCAGCCGCAAGGGGAAGCUCAGCAAAUCUCCUGAGAAUGGCGUGUGGCUCAUCGGCUUGAAGGACGGGAAGGUCUACGAGGCCUUCAGCACCCCACGGGCCACCCUGCCGCUGACUGCCCGGCCCCAGCGCAUUGGCAUCUACCUGCACUACGAGAAGGGCGAGCUCACCUUCUACAAUGCUGACAACCCUGAUGAGCUCAUCCCCAUCUACACCUUCCAGGCAGAGUUUCAGGGCCAGCUCUACCCCAUCAUGGACCUGUGCUGGCCGGAGCGAGGGCCCUACUCCCCCCCCAUCAUCCUGCCUGCACCCACUGUGAGCUGGCACCCCCAGGUGUCGUACAACCCUCCUGCCCCAGAGGAACCCACGAAGCCAUAG